AUGCCUCGCAUUCUCCCAUUCAAACAAGUUGAUGUAUUCACUGGAGAACUAUUUAAGGGUAAUCCAGUGGCUGUAACCAAUUGUAUGGAUAUCGAUGAAUCAGAAGUCACUACUGAACAAUUGCAAGCCAUUGCUAGCUGGACAAAUCUUUCAGAGACCACUUUUCUUUUCAAACCAACUGAUGCUGGUUGUGAUUACAAACUAAGAAUCUUCACUCCUGGGAGUGAAUUACCAUUUGCAGGUCAUCCAACAGUUGGAUCUUGUAAAGCUUUCCUUGAAUUCACCGGUGUAAAGAAGGAGAAAAUUAUUCAACAAUGUGGAUUAGGUCACAUUGAGCUAACUGUCACAGAUGACCAAAAGAUCUCGUUCAAAGCUGGCCCAAAUUCCAUAGAGGAAAUUAGUGACAGUGUCAUCAAAUCAUACGAAUCAACCAUGAACAUCAAUUCGAUCGAGAGACCAAAGCUACUAAGAGUUGGUCCAAACUGGGCUGUAUUGUUGGUUAAGGAUUCUGAAGAAGUUUUAAGAAUUGAACCAGAUUUGGUCGCAAUGACUGCUUUGAACAGAGAAAAUGUUCACACUGGUGUCAUAGUGGGUGGUUUAAAGACCGGUUGCACUGCUGGAGAUGCGUACGAAAUCAGAGCUUUUGCUCCAAAUGAAGGUGUUUCUGAAGAUCCAGUCUGUGGUAGUGGUACUUUGGCCUUUUUGAGAUACUUGCAAGAGAUUAAUCAAUUCAAGGAAUCCAAAACUUUCCACAUUACUCAAGGUGCUAGGGUGGGUAGAAAUGGUAAUCUUUAUUGUAAGAUUGACAUUUUACCAGAUGGUAAGGUUGAUUACUACGUUGGUGGUUACGCUAUUGCUAUCCUAAACGGUACCAUCACUUUAUAA
Maudiozyma barnettii is the source of this 885-nucleotide messenger RNA. RefSeq names its product Yhi9p (gene YHI9). The transcript has a single exon. Gene Ontology annotation, biological process: biosynthetic process. Gene Ontology annotation, molecular function: isomerase activity. Lineage: Eukaryota; Fungi; Ascomycota; Saccharomycetes; Saccharomycetales; Saccharomycetaceae. The coding region runs from base 1 to 885 and encodes 294 amino acids. The record is from RefSeq and is a predicted model, not a curated record. Gene Ontology annotation, cellular component: cytoplasm.